Molecule: messenger RNA, 2019 nt
Organism: Phytophthora infestans T30-4
Lineage: Eukaryota; Oomycota; Peronosporomycetes; Peronosporales; Peronosporaceae
Product: ATP-binding Cassette (ABC) Superfamily
Exons: 7
Coding region: 1-2019 (672 amino acids)
Biological process (GO): carbohydrate metabolic process
Cellular component (GO): membrane
Molecular function (GO): beta-glucosidase activity; ABC-type transporter activity
Source: RefSeq, a predicted model, not a curated record
AUGUUCCUGUUCCCUCGCUUCGGUGUCAUCUUCGGUCCGACCUUCUACCAGCUCGAGGCGGACAGCGUCAAGCGCAUCAACUCGCACAUCGGUCUCAUCUACAACAGUAUGGAUUUCAUCGGUGUCAUCAACCUCAUGACGGUGCUGGAAGUCACGUGUGCCGAGCGCGCCGUGUUCUACCGCGAACACAUGUCGAACUACUACGGUCCGCUGUCCUACAGUCUGUCGCUGUGGUUCGCUGAGGUGCCGUACCUGAUCUUCGUGAUCGUGCUGUUCGUGACAAUCGAGUACUGGCUGGUGGUGAACGUGGCUGUCGGCGCGCUGUCGUGUCUGUUCAACUUGUUCUCGGGCUACCUGCUGCCGCGUCCGGCUAUGAUGGCUGGCUACAAGUGGUUCACUUGCCUGAUGCCGUCGAGCUACUCGCUUGCGGCGCUGGUGGGCGUUCAGUUCGGUGAGGCGCAGGACGUAAUCUCCGUCACGGACGGUGGUGUCACGACGGAGAUGACGGUGGCGCAGUACAUCGAGGACACGUACGACUUCCGACCGAACCGCAAAUACAACUUCAUGGUUGGUCUCAUGGUGAUCUGGGCCGUGCUGCAGAUGGCCAUCUACCUCACGUUCAACGAGAUAGUUCCGCGCGUGGUCAUCAGUGUACACACCGAACGCCCUCCUGAUCAAACGCAGCGCAAACGUGCGAGACUGGCGAAUGUCUUUGCCGAUGACGCCCCUCGUUGCUUCCCAGCAGAUUUCAUGUUUGGGUCGGCCACCGCCUCGUACCAAGUUGAAGGCGCGUGGAACGAAGGCGGUCGCACUCCAAGUAUCUGGGACGAUUUCUGCCGCACGCACCACAGGACGAAAGUGGUGUGUGCCAACGUCGCUGACGCCUUUUACCAUCGCUACCGAGACAACGUCAAGCUCAUGGUCGACACUGGCUUGCAGUCCUCGCGCUUCUCCGUCUCGUGGUCAAGAGCCAUGAACUGGAAUCCAGAGACCAAACGUAUGCAGCUAAACCCUCAGGGCCUUGCGUUCUACCACGCUCUUGUCGACGAGCUCAUCGCCAACAACAUCGUACCGAUCUUGACGCUCGGUGCAGGAGCUCCAGGGCUGAAAAAGUCCGACACUUUUGCAUACAUUGUGGCUCACAACGUGCAUGCAGCUGUUGUCAAAGCGUUCCGAGACUUAAAGGCGAGCUCACCACCCGUUCUCGACCAAAAGGCUCGUAUCGGCAUCACAUUGAACUCAGAUGCUGCCUAUUCGCUCGACGAGAGAAACCCGUUGGACGUCGCCUGCAGCGGGAAGGAAGAUGCAGUUCGAACUGUACUGGUUCCUCUCACCUCUGGUUACUGGAGACUAUCCGGCAAUCAUGCGGGAACUAGUGGGCGAUCGCUUGCCGAGAUUCACAACCGAGGAGACGGCGCUAUUGAAGGGAUCGUACAGCAGCAGGCGCUUUCAUCCUCGUCAUGGAGACCCACCCAGCCCGUGCCAACCACCAAAUAUGGACGCUUCUUCUUGUUCCACUCUGGAGUCGUCGAUGCCACUUCCUCCUUCAUAAGAGACGAGUCGUAUAGAUGGAUACAUGAGCUUCACACUGAGCACCACCUCGUAGGGCUCAAAGUGGACACGGCACACUUCACGACGUCCCCACUCUCCGAACUGGAGGCGCUACAUGUGCCCAAGCUGCGACUAGUUUUUAUCAAGGAGCACAGACAGGGAGCCAUCUCCAUGGUCUCGCAGCUCGGCCUGUUCGUGUUGGCCGCCGUGGGCUCCAAGCUCAUCGUUUACGAGUUUAAGUCAAAGCAGCUGAUCGGCUGCGUGCUCUACGACAGCGCAGAUACCAACGCAAAGCGAAGAUAUGGCAGACCGGACAAGAAGGAAGAAGUGCUUCCUGGACGCCUUCGUGCUGUGCCGCUUUUUGCAACUUGCUAUGUGGCGCAGAAGGAGCUUGCACGCUGCAAUCGGUACCACGCCCGAGGUGGUCAUCACAACCUGCUCACGCCACGUCGACAUUCCUGUAGUUGA